UAAGGCAGCAGGACAGGAUGUGACGCAAGUUUACCAUAGCAACAGGGAAGUUGUAGUAUUUGGAUGUUUCGCGCAAUCUAGUGAAUUUCAAUAAACAGAAAUCCAUAAGAAUGCUUUUUUCACCUGCCGGUGUGACUCCAUCAGGAGCUAAAGUACCUGAGUACCAUAUGCCAACAAAUAAUUAUUUGUCUGGAGACUGGAAGUCCCAUAACUGGAGAGGUCCAGCAUAUUAUGUACCAAGUGAAAGGAGAUGGAUUGCAUACCAUAACUACAGGACUUUACCAGAUUUAAUCAAGAGGGACAGUAUGGACAUACAAUGUGAAGAUCAAUAUGUCGACUUUGUUCGAACAAGAGACACUCCAUCAUGUUUUCGAUAUAGAAAUAUUGGCAUACUUCCAAGUAUACAUCCCCAUUUGAUGUUAAAUGGCUACAAGCGGGAACUCUUGUAUUCUCAAACAGCAAACAAAUUUCACAUGGCACCUAUGCCAUGCAGACGUUAUUACAUAAACUAUCACGAUGUCUUAGACGAAAAGCUUUACAGGCGACAUAAAGACGUAUCUUCGAUUUUUAAAAUAGGGCCCUGCGAUGUACCCAAUUAUGGCCAUAUUCCAAACAUUGUUUCAGGGAAGACAAGCUUCACAGAAGAAAUUGAUCGGAAUAACCCUAUGUACGAAAAUGUUUUUUGCACAGGAACACAGUACACUCAUCGCAUUGACAAGCCAUAUCAUUAAGUUUCCAAAAUGAAUAGAAACUCUUCUCAUUUCACUGAUCGUCUUCAGUCUACAAACAAUAAAAUAACAUAAAAAAUAUUGUUUUAUAUUCAUUUCCAUCUCCACACAUAUGAAAACAAUAAUAUAGAGAGAAGAUUAAUCAAAAUUAUGUAUAAAAAUAUCUUUAUUACAAGUUGUUGUUGAUAAAACAGGAAAUUUAGAAAACUGAUUUUUUAUACACUGACUUGACAAAUAGCUGCUUUCCAAUAACUGUCAGGUGUACAUGAUACAAUAAAAGAAAACAAAAAAUC
Molecule: messenger RNA, 1021 nt
Organism: Octopus bimaculoides (California two-spot octopus)
Lineage: Eukaryota; Metazoa; Mollusca; Cephalopoda; Octopoda; Octopodidae
Source: RefSeq, a predicted model, not a curated record